AAAAUGAUUGCUGUGCAUGGAGGUGCUGGGUUAUUUAAAGAAGGAAUAGAGCAAUUUUGUGCAACAGCUUUAAAAGAUGAUGGAUUGGGGAAGGCUGGGAAUAACUUGACUAGUUCUGAUGAAAUUGAAGUUGGUAAUCGACUUGCCAAAGCAAUCAUGAAACUAGAAAAAUGUUCAAAAUUCAACUGUGGCUAUGGUUCGAAUUUAACCGAGGCGGGAACUGUAGAAUGCGAAGGGGCUUUCAUGUGUUCCGAAAAUUUGGCUUUUGGUGGCGUUGCUUCGGUCACAAAUUGUGCCCAUCCAAUUUAUGCAGCACACAAACUUUCAAUGUCACACAAAUCCAAUUCAGAAGAGAAUGGCUUGAUAAAACCUAUAGUUUUGGUUGGAAAAGGCGCAAAUCAAUAUUGUGAGGCUUUAAAUAUUGGAAUUGUUUUGAAUGAAAAUUUGAGGACAGAAAGGGCUAAAAGAGACAGGAAUUUGGCAAUGAAUAGAGUAUUUGAUGAUGAACAGAAUGGAGGUUCCAUGAACAAUAUUUCAAGGCUUGACACAACUGGAGGUGUUUUCAUUGAUGAAAAUGGUUAUUGCGAAGCUGGUGUCUCUAGUGGUGGUAUACUUCUCAAAAAGGAAGGUCGCUUAGGACAUUCUACCCAAUUUGGAGCUGCAAUAUGGGCUGAAAAACGUGAAAAAGCAUCAAUAGCAAUUUCACUUUCUGGGUGUGGUGAAACUUUAAUUAGAACACAUAUGGCUGAAAUAAUUGCAGAAUUUUUCUUUUCAAACGAUUUGGAGGACCUAUUUUUACCAGAAAAAAUAAAAAAUUUUCUAGAAGGAGAAUCUUUUUUAAAAUCAAAAAGACUACAAACAUUCCCUGCCAGCUACCUUUUGUUGGGAGGAAUCGCAGCUGUUCAAUCUAACAAAAUUUCGACACUUUACGCUUUCCACAAUUCUGUCCAUUUUCCAAUAGCUUUUAAAGGUUCAGACCAAAAAAUUCGGAAAUUUAAUUCAAAAAAUGAAAAAGUUGGAAAUUUUGUCUGCAAUUCAUUUAUUUUGUAA
Molecule: messenger RNA, 1050 nt
Organism: Meloidogyne enterolobii
Lineage: Eukaryota; Metazoa; Nematoda; Chromadorea; Rhabditida; Meloidogynidae
Source: the annotation of a GenBank genome assembly